CAUUCUCGUUAGUUGCAUUAUUGCUCCCAUCCAGUUCAGACGUACCUAUUUAACAAAUAUAAUAAAAUCUGCCAAUUUAUCAUGGAACGUUACGUGGGUAAAGUUGCGAUUGUAACCGGCGCGAGUUCCGGCAUUGGUGAAGCUAUCGUUGAUAGUUUAACCAAAGCUGGCAUGAAGGUUGUUGGUUUGGCUCGUCGUGUCGAACGUGUGCAAAAUCUUGCUGACAAACUUGCCAAAGAUGGUGCUAAAGGAAAACUAUACGCUGUUAAGUGUGACAUGCGCGUUGAAGAUGACGUAGUAAAAGCUUUUGAAUGGACAACCAAGAACGUCGGAAAUGUUCAGGUUCUUGUUAACAACGCUGGAGUAAUCGCACAUUCCAAUCUUUCCGAAGGUGCUACUGAAGAUUGGCGAAAAAUUUUGGAAACCAAUGUGCUUGGUCUGUGCAUUGCCACCAGAGAAGCUACCAAAAUAAUGAAAGCAAACAAAAUUGAAGGUCAUAUUAUUCAUAUUAAUAGUAUUGCUGGUCAAAGUCAUCUGUUCAUGCCUACAAUUAGUGUGUAUGGUGCUUCCAAACAUGCCGUUACUAAUCUUACGGAGAUUUUGAGGCAGGAGAUGGUUGCACAGAAAACAAACAUUAAAGUCACCAGUAUUAGUCCAGGCGCUGUUAAGACCGAAAUAAUGGAUCCGGUAAAUAUGUAG
Molecule: messenger RNA, 699 nt
Organism: Dalotia coriaria
Lineage: Eukaryota; Metazoa; Arthropoda; Insecta; Coleoptera; Staphylinidae
Product: farnesol dehydrogenase-like
Exons: 2
Coding region: 82-699 (205 amino acids)
Molecular function (GO): oxidoreductase activity
Source: RefSeq, a predicted model, not a curated record